Molecule: messenger RNA, 1475 nt
Organism: Chlamydomonas reinhardtii
Lineage: Eukaryota; Viridiplantae; Chlorophyta; Chlorophyceae; Chlamydomonadales; Chlamydomonadaceae
Exons: 3
Coding region: 234-629 (131 amino acids)
Biological process (GO): negative regulation of reductive pentose-phosphate cycle
Cellular component (GO): chloroplast
Source: RefSeq, a predicted model, not a curated record
AUCACUUGAGCAAACGAAAUGCCUCAGAAAAACGCUGACCGUCUUCAGCGGCCUAUCGAAAAAAGCGGGUCCCUCUCGCGAGCAUUUCGCAAACGCUUAAACUCCAACCAGCUCGUCGGUCUCGCCGCAAGCGCCCAGCGAGCGGGCGCCUUACUCAACCGGCUGCCACGCCUGCGUUUUAGCCCCUACGCCACUGGUUGCGACCCCUUAUCGCUAAGACGUACGGCCGGCCCAUGCAGCCCGCUGCGAGCCGGUUGAUAAAGAAGUUCCGCACCGUGCCCGGCGACAAACACACUAUUACAAAAAUGAUGCUCACUAAGUCCGUUGUUAUUAGCCGGCCGGCCGUGCGCCCUGUCUCCACCCGCCGCGCGGUGGUGGUCCGCGCUAGCGGCCAGCCCGCUGUGGACCUGAACAAGAAGGUUCAGGACGCCGUGAAGGAGGCUGAGGACGCUUGCGCCAAGGGCACCUCCGCGGACUGCGCCGUGGCCUGGGACACCGUUGAGGAGCUCAGCGCUGCUGUCUCGCACAAGAAGGAUGCCGUCAAGGCCGACGUCACCCUGACCGACCCCCUGGAGGCUUUCUGCAAGGAUGCCCCCGAUGCCGAUGAGUGCCGCGUCUACGAGGAUUAAGCAGCUCACCCAACACGCUUUGGGCGGGCGGCAAGGCCUCGUGGCAGCAGCGGCGCUAGUGCAGCACGUUGGUGCCUUGAGGAAGGACAACUAGGUGGUUGAGUGGCGCACGGUAUGGCGGGUUGCACAAUGCAACCGGCCAGCUGGGCGAAGGGAGUUCGAGCGGUGCAGGUGUGUGGGAGCCUGGAGCCCGCGUUCCGUCGGACGUUCGCCGCGUGCAGAUUUGCGCAGCUGGCGCUUCUUUUCGGAGUUUUCGGGCUAGGAUAGGACCAGCCCUUGAUCGUGGCAGACCCGAGCAGUUCGGAGCGAUGUGGUGAGCAGCAGGGCCGGGCCGGGCGUCCGGCUCCGUGUCCUGUAGUUUUGGUGUGGGGCACUGUUUGGCCCCGCUUGUACCGGUUUCCCCUGUUGUACAGAGUCGUCGGUGUCGACACAUGAUGAAAGGAAUUCAUGCAUCAUGGUACAAAAUAAUGAAUGUAACGGCGCAAGCCGUGCACGCACAAGCUGUCCUGAUGAUAGCGUAAUGGUUUCAAUGCGGGCUGCCGUUCAUGAGGAUGGGUUCAGUGACAAUCUGGGUGGGCAGCGCAUGGAGCGUGAAGAAAUAGCAGUGACCAGCCAGCAGGAAAACUCCUGCCUACGGGAAUCUCAGCCAAGGAAUGCGGCAUGGCGAAGCCUGUCAGCAACCCGACACGGCGAAGCAGUGACCACGGCCAAGCUACAGCGGCUCAGUAGCACGAUUAGCUUUUGCGCCAGGCGCACGUGAGCGCACUGCUUUGUAUUCACGCCUGCUAUCUGUUUCCACACUUGCCUUCGCCCACGCCUUCACCUGCAACUUCCGUGUUCGUCAAC